This is a messenger RNA of Durio zibethinus, 2472 nucleotides long. The record is from RefSeq and is a predicted model, not a curated record. Lineage: Eukaryota; Viridiplantae; Streptophyta; Magnoliopsida; Malvales; Malvaceae.
AAACCCAUUCUCAGCUGUAUUACCAAAGGAACAAAAAAAAAAGCCACCCCAGCAUUUGGCAUUUGCUUUAAAGCCUUCUUCCCUCUCUCAACAAAACAGCUGAAAUAUCGGCCAACAGGUAAUUCUCCCAAACCCAAUAGUUCGGAGCAUCCGAAAAGUAAAAAGGUUCAGGGUUCCUCAUAUUUGGUUUAAUUAGUAAAACAGUUAAAAGGAAAGGGUAGAGUUUGUGGAAAGUGAGAUGCCAAUGGCGGCGGGGCUAGCAUCGCCGAGGGAACGGUCUCAAGUGGUGGGGCCUGCGGUCGUACCGAUGAUGCAAGCUGUUCCGGUUGUUGCUGACGUUUUGGCUAAGGACACAAUCAUUUCUUGGUUCCGAGGGGAAUUUGCAGCGGCCAAUGCCAUAAUCGAUGCGCUUUGCGGCCACAUGGCGCAACUUCAUGGAGGAGGAGAUGAAGGAUCGGAGUACGAGGCGGUGUUAGCGGCGAUCCACAGGAGGAGGGUGAACUGGAUUCCUGUGUUGCAGAUGCAGAAGUACCACUCCAUUGCUGAUGUGGCGGUGGAGCUGAAAAAGGUGGCUGCCAAGAAGCUUGGAGGAGGAGAUGUAGUUGACAAGGAGGAACUGAAAGGUGGUGGCGGAGUAGAAAACGAUUCUUUGGGUGAUGAGAAAGAGAAGGAGAAAGAGAAAGUUGCCGAGAAAGUGGUGGAAAAUGAAGGAAAUGCGGAAGUUGGUGAUGCGGAAGAAGAAGAAUCCUCUGAAUAUGAUAUUAAUGAUUCAGGAUCUCAGGAAGUUGAGCAUGUUGAGGAAAACAUUGACAUUUGUUCUAACCAUGAAGAAUGUGAUGCACGCCCUUCUCAGAUCAAGUUGACGAAAGGUUUUUCUGCCAAGGAGCAAGUAAAAGGCCACUCAGUGAAUGUUGUGAAAGGAUUGAAGUUGUAUGAGGACGUGUUCACUGAUUCAGAGCUGGCUAAGCUGCAUGACUUCGUGAGUGAACUUCGAUCUGCUGGCCUGAAUGGGGAAUUGUCAGGGGAGACUUUUAUUUUAUUCAACAAACAAAUUAAAGGAAACAAGCGAGAGCUGAUUCAGCUUGGUGUUCCAAUUUUUGAACAUAUUACAGAACAGCCCACAAGUAACAACCAAGUCAAUAUAGAACCAAUUCCGGCUCUCCUCAAAAGUGUCAUAGAACACCUGGUCCAGUGGCAACUUCUACCUGAAUAUAAGAAACCCAAUGGUUGCAUCAUUAACUUCUUUGAUGAGGGUGAAUAUUCGCAGCCUUUUCUUAAACCACCACAUGUGGACCAUCCUAUAUCCACUCUUCUCCUCUCUGAAUCAACAAUGGCUUUUGGGCGCACUCUUGUGAGUGAUAGUGAAGGGAACUAUAAGGGGCCACUCCAACUUUCAUUGAAAGAAGGGUCUCUUUUAGUUAUGAGGGGAAACAGUGCUGACAUGGCAAGACAUGUCAUUUGCCCAUCUCUGAGCAAGAGGGUCAGCAUUACAUUCUUCCGAGUUCGGCCUGAUAACAACCAAGGUCAGUCACCACCAACUACCCCCCAGACUAGUGCCAUGACUUUAUGGCAACCAGGUUUCCCAGGUCCAUAUGCAAUGUCAAAUGAAGCUCUUAAUGGCUAUGAGGCACUGGAUAUGAUGCCGAAAUGGGGAGUCCUCCGUGGUCCUGUUGUCAUGCUAGCUCCUGUGCGCCCAAUGGCAGUGAGCCCCAGAAAACUUACUCGUGGUGGCACGGGGGUCUUCUUGCCCUGGACUAUGGGAUCAAGAAAGCCUCCUAAGCACCUUCCACCGCGUGCCCAAAAAGGAAGGAUGCUUGCAUUGCCUACUCCUGUUGAAACACAUGUAGCAGAGUCCACUUCUGAACCGGGCAUCCAUAUUGAAGGGAAAUAGGUAUAAGUUUAAGCUUGAGGCAGCCUUAGGGCCAAAGCAAUAUGAAUUGUCAAAGGCAUUGUUCAUGGGCACUUCUUGCUCUGAAAGAGCAUUUACUUACUGUAAAAAUGCGGCUCAAGCUUUUUAAGGGUUUGUUUGUUUUUCCCUUCAUUUUUUACUCUUUCUUUUUUCUUUUCCUCCACAAGGUUAGGUUCUAUCAAUUGCCACAAUAGGGGGCUUUAAAGGUAGUUGAGCUUUAAGUUGGAGUGUGAAUUAAGUCUACUAACGGACGGAAUUUUGUACUAAGUCAUUUAUAUUAAAUUUUCUUUUACAGACAGAUAUAAGUUAGUUUCUGGUUAUCUGUUUUAUAUGGGAUAGUGAAAAUUUGCUACUAGCGGUAGUGAUCAAAGUUUAUCAUCAAUUUUUUGAUUGAUAUUUUAAUUUUCAAACAAAUUUGUUUUUGAAGCAAAUCAAACAUGCAGUAGAUCCUCGUAUCUUCUUAUAGGUGUCUGUUUGGUUGCUUUUGAAACGUCACAGUAACACAUUUCGUUUCUUCUAAGUGUAAACUAUAGAAAAAGGCAAUGUGCUCUCAAAUUUUUGAA